Messenger RNA from Nanorana parkeri, 3786 nucleotides. RefSeq names its product baculoviral IAP repeat-containing protein 1-like. Lineage: Eukaryota; Metazoa; Chordata; Amphibia; Anura; Dicroglossidae. Gene Ontology annotation, biological process: negative regulation of apoptotic process. The record is from RefSeq and is a predicted model, not a curated record. The transcript has 9 exons. Gene Ontology annotation, molecular function: ATP hydrolysis activity; cysteine-type endopeptidase inhibitor activity involved in apoptotic process. Bases 1 to 3786 code for a protein of 1261 amino acids.
AUGGACCUCACAAAGAUAUCCGAGUUUGACUCAACUUUUAAUACUGCCAUAUUACCAGACUUUAUGCACAUUGAUUUAAAUGCACUUGUCCGUGAACUGGAAGAAACUCACAUCAAAAUAAGAGAGCAACUACCUAAAGGACCCAUCUAUUCGAUGAGAAGUGAACUUAAGAGGUUGCGGAGUCUCCUCAGUGUAUCACCUUCCUCAACCUGGUGUCCAAAAGAGUUGGCUUCUGCCGGAUUCUUCUAUACAGGUUUGGAGAACAGUGUCCAGUGCUUUUGCUGUGGCUUAGUUCUGUGCAAGCAAUCUUUAAGUGCCACACCAAUAGAGAACCAUAGAAAAUUCAAUCCAAGCUGUCAGUUCAUUCAGGGAGCUGAUAAUGGGGAUAUAUCUAAGUAUGAUAUCCGUUUACAGACUAUGGAACCAAGUCAACCUGGUCACAUGAAAUUAAUGGGAGAAGAACUGGUCAGGGUGCAAUCCUUUUCAUCCUGGCCCACCUACGCUUUAGUAGAACCCUCUGUACUUGCACAAGCUGGAUUCUUCUUCACAGGUACCAGAGACACAGUGCAGUGCUUCUCAUGUGGAGGAUGUUUGGGGAACUGGGAAGAAAAUGAUGAUCCAUGGAAAGAGCAUGCAAAGUGGUUUCCUGAGUGUGAAUUUCUGCAGAGUAAGAAAUCUAAAGAUGACAUACAUCACUAUACUCAAAAUUACGGAAAAUAUAACGAAUUUACGGGUGCAUCAUUCACAAGCAUUAUGGGCAGUCAUCUAGAAACAUCAAAUGCUUUGCUGUUUGAAGAGGUGGUAACUUUGAGCAAGCAGCUGAUUGAAAAGUAUAGCGAUUCCAGUUUCCAUGAUGUAUCCCCAUUUGGAGAUUUGCUCUCCAUAGAUCUGAGGUCACUCUUUGCAGAUAUCUCUGUUGUAUUGAAGGACAUCCGAAAUCAUCCAUUGACACAGCUCACAUUACCAGACAUCCUAUCAGGGCUAGGGGACAUCACUAUGAUAGAAGGAGAGGCUGGAAGUGGAAAGACGGCGCUGCUCAAGAAAAUUGCUAUUCUCUGGGCUUCAGGGAAAUGUUCUAUACUAAACAGGUUCAGCCUUGUGUUUUAUAUCUCUGCAUCAUGCUCAUCAAAUGAGAGACAGCAAUCGCUGCAUGACAUCAUCUGCCAGCAACUAAUUGGAUCCACUGCAUCUCUCUCUGAAGACAGUCUGGGACAAGUUAUAAAACAAUUACAAAAUAAAGUGUUGUUUCUCCUUGAUGACUAUGGCAUGGCGGGCUCCAUUCCUGAGGCAAUAGAAGAACUUUUGCAGAAGAACCCUUGGAAUAGAGUGGGUUUGGCAGUCACUGUGACCACAGACAAAGCAUGGAUGCUACGGCAGCAUGCAAGUACCAUUCUGAGCAUCCAAAAGUUUCCCUUAUAUAGCACUAUUUACUUACUGAAAAACCUCUUUUCACAUGACGUUGAGCUUGUGAAGUCAUUUGUAGUUGAUCUAGAAACGUCUAAAAACCUAACUUCCAUUUUGCAAACACCUCUUAUGAUUCUUGCUCAGUGUUCCACAUGGAUGAGACAUCCUCGCAAAAAUAAGUUUGAUGAUGUAAACCUUUUUAAAACAUAUUUAAGAUACAGCAUGCUAAAAUAUCCCUCUGAAACUGAAGUGGUAAAAUCUCAGGUAUCUUCAUGUGGAAAUCUUGCUCUCAAGGGCCUUUUUCAGUCAAAAUUUCAGUUUUCCGACAAUGACCUAAGAGCAGCAGGCGUCAGUGAUGACACAGCCAUUAAAUAUGGACUUUUGAGCAAAUUCACAGCACAAAGGCUUCAUCCGAUAUAUACGUUUUUUGAUCCCUCAUUCCAGGAGUUUCUUGCUGGAAAGAGACUGAGUGAGCUGUUAGAGUCUGAGGACCAAAGGGAUCAUGACAAGGGUCUCUAUUACCUUAAGCAGGUGAAUACUUUACUCAAACUCAUAGGGCCUUAUAGCUAUCUUCUAAAAUAUGCCAGCAGGAUUUCUGUAAAAGCGACAAUGAACAUUAUUUCUUGUUUAUUCACCUUAUAUGACAACCCUGAGGCACUGGAUUGCCAUUUAGACAGUAGCGAACAUCUACAACGACAUCCAGAACUUGAAAUUCAAGAACAAGUUUUCACUUUGACAAUACAGGGAGUACUCGUUGAAGAUACCAACUUGGUUUGCAUGGAUCGAUUGAUGACAUUUGCUAUAGAGGCAGCACUUGAAAGUCAAUGUUUAUCUGAAUGUGCCCCACUAAUCAUGCAGUUUCUUGCUGGGAAAGCACUGUCUUUUUCUGUAAGUCAUAUCAACAGAGGAUCUUCUAAGAGUAUUCUAACUUUCAUAGAAAAUUAUCCUGAAUGUAUUCGUUUGUUCAGCUUCGUCUCCUUUACCUUGUCUAGCACAGUAAAACAGCGCAAAAUACCAGAUUUUUCUUCAGUAGAACACAGUUAUGAAAAAUAUGGAGUUCCAACAGUGGAAGAUGAUUACUCUUCAGCAUUUCUUUCACUCACAAAGACAUUGCAAGAUAACCAAGAGAAAAUAAACGAUUCCAAUCAAUUUUUAUCUCUUUUCCCUAAGGAAAUAGAAAUAUGUGACUCAGUAAUUCAUCCUUUUAUGUCAUUAAAGGGACACAAAGCAGCUGUUUUCAAAGUGCAAUUGAGUGGUAUUAAUAGUGAAAACUUUACACAACUUAACUGCAAGAAAUUCCAGAUUCUCUUCUCCAUAUCUGACCACAUUGAACUCCAGCUGAUAAACUGCAGAGAUUUUGCAAAGCACAUUGCCCCAGCAAUCAAGCAGUUCUUAACAUCAUUUAGGAAACUGGUUAUAAAUGGCACAUGUUUGAGUGCAGAGGAACAAGGUCUGAUACUUAAGAUGUCCUCUCUUGAAUGUUUGGAGAUUGAAAAUUCUCAGGAUACUUAUUAUCCAGACCUGCUGAUCCGUGGCAUUCACAACUUCCCUUGCUUGAAUGAGUUGUCUAUCACACUGCCUAACAAUCCAGAGGUGAUAGACCAUCUGCCAGAUGAAUUUACAAGAUUCAGCAAAAUGAGAAAAAUUGUGCUUGUUUUGCCCAAUUGUGGAACUGAAUCAGCAAGAUUUGCCAAAUUCAUGCGUAGUUUUGAAGAUUUGGAGAUUCUGCACCUCACUUUCAAGAAUGUUUUGGAAUAUAAUGGCCUGAUAGAUUCAGUUACAACUUGCAAGAAGCUAAAAGAAUUGAAUCUGUGUGGGUCAGUACUACAGGACAGUGACAUGUCUUUGCUGGCUGUGUCAUUGGGCUCCCUUGUUUAUCUGGAGAAGCUGUAUUUGCCAAAGGGUGAAGGAAUGACUCUUGCUGCUACCCACAUCAUUGAACAGUUCCAGAACCUUUGUAAAAUCCAGUUUCUUGCCAUGAAGGAGAUUCUAGAUGAUGAAUCUAUUGCACUUUUAGCUGAUAUUACAAGAAACAGCUAUCUGAAAAAGCUUCAACAACUUGAACUUCAAGUCAACGCCAACAUCACUGAAUCUGGGUGGAGAACGUUUUUUGAGAGAUCAGGGCACAUGCCAGAGCUCAGUCACCUGAAUAUAAGUCGCAUGUACAUGCAGCAAAUCAAGUCCCACGCCACCACUGUCACGUCCUUUGUUCGAUUUGUGUCCAGGCUACCACGCCUGGUGACCAUACUCAUGUAUGGCUGGCUGCUUGAUAAAGAAGAUUUAAAUAUGUUUAACACCAUGAAAGAGAGUCACCCUCAAGCUAAAAGUUUAAACAUUGCGUGGCAGUGGUUUUUGCCAUUUUCACCUACCAUUGAGGAUUAG